CGUAUCCGGCGUGUUGACCGCCUUCCUCAUUUGGCAACAUGGCGCCGGUGAUGGUAACGUUGAAAUCCGGCUUUCACUUUCAAAGACGAAAAUUAGCGCUUCUCCUUCGACAAACGAGCUCAUAUCACAUUUGGAAUAAAACUCGCCCUGAAAACGGGACUGAACAUAAACGCCAAAGUAACGUUACAUAUCUGCCGAGUUCCCCUCCACACCUACGAACAGCAACAUGGACUACAAACAGGGUCGAAAACAACCGUCGGAUUUUGGAGGCAGUAAAACAUUUACAGAUAACAGACAAAAGAACAUGUUGGCACGGACAUGCAGGAGGAAAGCUGAAUGCAGAUCCAAAAAAUCUGAUGAACGAGGUGAAUUCAUCCCAGAUCCUGUCUGCAAUGCUGUCUUAUGUGUGGCCAAAGAAUAGACCAGACCUGCGGGCCCGUGUUGCCAUCUCUCUCGGCCUGCUCGCUGGAGCCAAGAUAACCAAUGUGACGGUGCCCUUCAUGUUUAAGUAUGCAGUGGACGAGCUUAACCAGAUGUCGGGACACAUGCUGAACCUGAAUGACGCGCCAAGCACUGUGGCUACCAUGGCAACGGCCAUGCUGAUUGCCUAUGGCACCUCACGGGCUUGUGCAGCCCUAUUCAACGAGCUGAGGAACACAGUGUUCGGCAAGGUGGCCCAGAACUCCAUCCGACGAAUCGCCAAGAACGUCUUCCUCCACCUGCACAAUCUGGAUCUGGGUUUCCAUCUCAGCCGCCAGACAGGAGCGCUGUCCAAGGCCAUCGACCGCGGCACACGGGGUAUCUCAUUUGUCCUUAGUGCGCUCGUCUUCAAUCUUGGACCCACAGUCUUUGAGAUGAUCCUCGUCAGUGGCAUCUUGUAUUACAAGUGUGGUGGACAGUUUGCAGCAGUGUCCUUGGGUACCUUAUCAGCAUACACCAUCUUCACCAUUCUCAUCACUCAGUGGAGGACACGUUUCCGGAUAGAAAUGAACAAAGCAGACAAUGAAGCCGGCAACGCAGCUAUUGACUCCCUCCUUAACUAUGAGACUGUUAAGUAUUUCAACAAUGAGAAGUAUGAAGCUAAAAAGUAUGAUGGAUACCUGAAGACCUAUGAGUCGUCCUCUUUAAAAACCACGUCCACGCUCGCCCUGCUCAACUUUGGCCAGAGUGCCAUCUUCAGUGUCGGCCUCACUGGUAUGAUGUUGCUGGCCAGCAAGGGCAUUGUGGCAGGUACGAUGACUGUGGGAGACCUGGUGAUGGUGAAUGGGCUGCUCUUCCAGCUCUCCCUCCCCCUCAACUUCCUGGGCACAGUCUACAGAGAGACCCGGCAGGCCCUAAUAGACAUGAACACUCUUUUCACCCUGCUCAGCGUCGACACCAAGAUCAAGGAGAGGGAUCUCGCCCCGCCAUUAGCCAUCGCACCGCAGGGGGCCUCCAUUCGCUUCGAGGACGUCUAUUUUGAAUACCUGGAGGGCCAGAAAGUGCUAACUGGAGUGUCCUUCGAAGUUCCUGCUGGGAAGAAGGUGGCUAUAGUUGGUGGCAGCGGGUCAGGGAAAAGCACCAUUGUGCGGCUGUUGUUCCGCUUCUUUGAGCCCCAGCGGGGGAACAUCUACAUAGCGGGGCAGAAUAUCCGAGACGUCAGCCUUGACAGCCUGCGGAAGUCUUUGGGGGUUGUACCUCAGGAUAGCGUUCUGUUCCACAACACCAUCUUCUACAACCUGCAGUAUGGGAACUUUAACGCUACACCAGAGGAGGUGUACCAAGUGGCGCAGCUAGCAGGCAUCCAUGAUGCGAUCCUCAGGAUGCCCCAUGGCUAUGACACCCAGGUUGGGGAGCGAGGGCUCAAGCUGUCAGGAGGGGAGAAGCAACGUGUCGCCAUCGCCCGCGCAAUACUAAAGAAUCCACCUGUCCUGCUGUAUGAUGAAGCAACAUCCUCCCUCGACUCUAUCACCGAAGAGAACAUCCUGACUUCAAUGAAGGAGAUGGUGAAGAACAGGACAUCAGUGUUCAUCGCCCACAGGCUUUCCACAAUCGUAGACGCAGACGAGAUUAUAGUGCUCAAUGAGGGUAAAGUGGCAGAGCGAGGCAACCACGACACCCUCCUCAGUACCCCUGGUAGCUUGUACGCAGACCUGUGGAACGCCCAGAACAGCAAAACCCUCAACAUUAACAAGAGCUUGCCCAAGCCGCCACCUGAGCACAUAUCCCAGAAGGAGGAGGAGAGGAAAAAAUUGCAGGAGGAGAUCCUCAACAGUGUUAAGGGCUGUGGGAACUGCUCCUGUUGAGAGAAGCUGCUGCUUCAGUGUCUCUACAUCCCUCACAGAUGGCCUACACUGGAAUCCCUGGUCUGUACAGUAUUUGGGAGGGUGCUGAGUGUGGUUACAUCCCCUCCACCCACUUAAGCCAAGCUCCCCCUUGUGACUAUUUCUCCUCCUCAUAUGAAUAAAGGCCGCUGCUCGCCAAAGUGAAGGAGGAAGAGCAGAACAGGGAGCAAGUGUGUUUAGCACUGGCUGGUGUCCAGAGAUAGAGCUUUUAUGCCAGUUAUUUCAGCUGAAGCCAAGCAUAAGAGACCUUGUAUAUCACAUACGUGUGUGUAAGACAUCUGUUAGUCAACAUGGUUGCCCCCCCCUCCUCUUCAUUUUUGACAUCAGGUUUAUUGACAUCUUCCAUUGCAGUGGAAACAUAUGAGAGUACACGUAAUGACUUACAUAUAUGCCUUGAUGUUGACACACAGUUUCUAUUGAUUUGAUUUUUUUUUCUUAAUUUAUUUUCAAAAUAAACUCAACCCAUAGUUUGUUUUUUAUAUUGAGGAUGUGCACAUACUGCAAUGUAUUCUGCAAAUAGAAAUACAGAAUUACAAAGAUUGUCUUGCAGUAUGUGUUGGUUUGAAUAACACUUUUUCCUUUAGCAGACGCUUUAAUCGGAUUCAAUCAUAAUGCACAUUGCCCAUGCCAUUUUAAUGCAUGUUCUAAAAAUAUCAAAAUUGGCAGAUAAUCAUGUCUUCUUGAUUCAACUCACAGCAUAAUAUGGAUGUUUGGGCUCAUGCAAAAUAGAUCCCCAGUGAAUUAGCAGUUUGUCACUGUCACAUUCAUGUAAAUAUAACACUCUGAGAUUGACAAGAUGUAACUCUAAUAAAUCAUUAAUGGUGUUCAGCACAAUUGGAGCCACAACAAGAGACAACAACUUGAAAGUCUCCUCUGGGAACGUGUCCCUGUCAUCAUUUAGCCUUGGUUGACGGGCCCUUUUAAAUGAAGUUAUUCCAAGUUUUAACAGUGCUAAGACAGCUUUUUGGAUUGUAUGGUCACAAUACAAAGAUUUAUUCCUGAAGGUUACAUGAAAAUGUUAAUAUUUAAAAGCUUGACAGUACACUAAUGUCCUCAUUUUCUGAGGGCUGUUUUGGUCUGUGGGGUGCACAUUUUGUUAGGAAUCUUGGUAUGUCAUUGUAUCUAUGAAUGAGUAAUUCUUGUACUAUACACACAAUGUGAAAACUUAUUCAUAGUAUUCUGAACUAUGUUGACUGUGUGAGUACACUGCAGACAGAUGAAUAAAUGUUGGAUUUGUCUAAAUAA
Molecule: messenger RNA, 3569 nt
Organism: Etheostoma spectabile (orangethroat darter)
Lineage: Eukaryota; Metazoa; Chordata; Actinopteri; Perciformes; Percidae
Gene: abcb7
Product: ATP-binding cassette, sub-family B (MDR/TAP), member 7
Exons: 16
Coding region: 39-2285 (748 amino acids)
Biological process (GO): intracellular iron ion homeostasis; transmembrane transport
Cellular component (GO): mitochondrial inner membrane
Molecular function (GO): ATP hydrolysis activity; ATP binding; ABC-type transporter activity
Source: RefSeq, a predicted model, not a curated record